Messenger RNA from Amphimedon queenslandica, 801 nucleotides. RefSeq lists its product as uncharacterized. NCBI's taxonomy places the organism in Eukaryota, Metazoa, Porifera, Demospongiae, Haplosclerida, Niphatidae. The transcript has 3 exons. The record is from RefSeq and is a predicted model, not a curated record. Bases 49 to 801 code for a protein of 250 amino acids.
UAAUGCAGUUAUGUUUACUUUCAGUUUUGUGCUAAUGUACCACCACUAAUGAACAUUACAUUGAAAGGAUGUACUAAGGAUAACUGUUAUUCAACAACAAAUGUAUCCAUAAGCAAUAGUUCUUAUAAUAACAUUUCACUUGUUGUUCAAUUUCCAUCAAAUAAGACACUAAAUACUAAUGCUACUUUGUGCUAUCAAAAUGGAGUUACAGUUCAAAGCAACACUAUAACAAACAGUACUCAUGACCUGAACUUGACAUUGAUUAAUGUUACAUCAAAUUCUGCUUGUCUUCAGUUUCAGUUUGUCAAUGGCAGUACACUUUAUAUUGAUUUCAUUUACAUUUUUGAUAGUCAAGGCCAGUUUCAUUGGGGUGACCUCAAACCUUUUAAUGAUUCAUUGAACUUUAUUAAGUGUUUUGAUGGUAUACCAGCUGGUAAUAACUUAACACUGCAUGCAUGUGAAUGGGCAACCUUUUUCAAGAACUGUAUAUCUAAUCCUCCUACUGUAAUAACUGGUAUUAAUAUUACUAAUGACUCUACAUCUUCAGUUCUAAUGUCAUCAGUUCAUUCAUCAUCAGUAUCACUCACAUCAACAGUAUUGACUACUCCAUCAAAGAUGUCUGUACCAUUGACAAUAUCUACUUCACCAGUAGCAACUAAUUCAACAGUUCUAACUACUUCAUCAAUGACAUCUUUACCAACAAUGGUGCCGCCUGUACCAACUCCAUCAAUAAUGUCUGAAUUUGUGACAUUUCCUUUAUCAGUGUUGACUACUUCAAGAGUACAACUUACUACAAAUUAA